Messenger RNA from Homarus americanus (American lobster), 1409 nucleotides. RefSeq names its product actin, muscle-like. The transcript has 2 exons. The record is from RefSeq and is a predicted model, not a curated record. The coding region runs from base 157 to 1290 and encodes 377 amino acids. Lineage: Eukaryota; Metazoa; Arthropoda; Malacostraca; Decapoda; Nephropidae.
UGCAGUCGUCGAUACACGAAGGAGCUCACCAGUCCUCCCUCGCUUGUGUGGUGGUCGGGUCGGGGAGUGCGGGGUAGCGGCCGAACUUGGAAUAGAAAUUUCUUAGUGUAUUGUCGGUGAAAAACUAAAAAGCUAUUUCAAGGACAAGCUGUUACAAUGUGCGACGACGACGAGACGUGUGCCCUUGUUGUGGACAAUGGCUCCGGCAUGGUCAAGGCUGGCUUCGCCGGUGACGACGCUCCCCGCGCCGUAUUCCCCUCCAUCGUCGGCCGUCCUCGUCACCAGGGUGUGAUGGUCGGUAUGGGUCAGAAGGACGCCUACGUCGGUGACGAGGCCCAGAGCAAGCGAGGUAUCCUGACUCUCAAGUACCCCAUCGAGCACGGCAUCAUCACCAACUGGGACGACAUGGAGAAGAUCUGGCAUCACACCUUCUAUAACGAACUGCGUGUUGCCCCUGAGGAGUGCGCAGUUCUCCUGACUGAGGCUCCCCUCAACCCAAAAGUGAACCGAGAAAAAAUGACUCAAAUUAUGUUUGAAACGUUUGCUGCUCCGGCUACGUACGUGGCCAUCCAGGCGGUACUGUCUUUGUAUGCCUCAGGUCGUACAACUGGCAUAGUGUUGGACUCUGGUGAUGGCGUGUCCCACUGUGUUCCAAUCUUCGAGGGCUACUGUCUGCCCCACGCCAUCCUCCGCCUUGACUUGGCUGGCAGAGAUCUAACAGACUACCUCAUGAAGAUUAUGACUGAACGUGGGUACUCUUUCACUACAAGCGCAGAGCGAGAGAUCGUGCGAGAUGUUAAGGAAAAACUAUGCUACGUUGCUCUGGAAUUUGAGGCCGAGAAGGCCGUAUGCGACGCUUCUUCCUCUUUAGAUAAGUCAUAUGAACUCCCAGACGGACAAGUCGUGACUAUAGGCAACGAGAGGUUCCGUUGUCCUGAAGCUCUCUUCCAGCCUUCGCUUUUGGGGAUGGAAUGUGUUGGUCUUCAUGAAACUAUGUACACGUCUAUAAUGAAGUGUGAUGUUGACAUUAGAAGAGAGCUGUACGCAAAUAACGUUUUGUCUGGUGGUACCACCAUGUACCCUGGUAUAUCUGACCGCAUGCAGAAGGAACUUUGUGCUCUGGCUCCCCCCACCAUCAAGAUCAAGAUCAUUGCUCCUCCCGAGCGUAAGUACUCCGUCUGGAUCGGUGGCUCCAUCCUGGCCUCUUUGUCCACCUUCCAAACCAUGUGGAUCACCAAGGAGGAUUACGAUGAGUCCGGCCCAGCCAUAGUUCACCGCAAGUGUUUCUAGUCUCUACAGUAAAUAUUGUCAUAACGUCAAAGUCUAUUUUUGUCAUGUAUAAUUAUAAUGUAUAAGAGUUUUGUGUAAGCUUAGCUGAAAAAUAAAUACUAUAUUCAUACAAACCUGAA